AAAAUCGCUCAACGUGGCUGUGAAAUGAUUUGCUUUUUACAAUGUCUGAUAAUUGUAUUCAAUCAAACAAUGCAGAGGAACAGCUCGACGACGACUUAGCAGGAAUGCUUACAGAAACUCAGGGACUGUUUCAGAACUUCAUCAAAACGCAACGUGAGCUGAAAGCUUCUCAGCUAGAAGCGCGCUUAUCUAUGAACGAGUUAAAUACGCUAAGGCAGCGUAUUAAGUCGGAUGAAAUAAAUGAUCCGUCAGAUUGGAAACAAUUUUCACUAAGUUUAGACAGUAUUUUGAAAACAAUAAGUGAUCGAAAGGAUAUUAAGGAAUAUGAGCAAAUAAUAGUGAAAUUAACGGAAGAAAAUACCAACAUGAAACAACAAUUGAUACAUUCAAAUGUUCAAUACACCAAACAGUUAGACGAAGCUAUAAAUAAACUCAAAGAGGAGUACGGCCGAGAAAAAGCUCAGUACACCAAACAGGUUUCAGAAUUAAUGAUACACAAGGAGCUGGCAGCUUCGGAGGCUUCCAUCCGAUACGAUCAAUUGCAAUUUAAGUUGGAACACGUACAGCAAGACAGUGAACAACGCUACAAUUCGAUGGUGUCGCAAUAUGAAAAUCUCCUGCAAACACUUAGCGAACAGAAGCAAAAACUGCGAGAUGAAAAUGCAGCACUUCAGAAGCGCGAGGAAAAUUUACUUGAAAAGUUGAAUCAUAUUCAGAAUCAUUCUACCGACUAUCUGCUAGGAUUAGGAAAACUCGCUACACCUGUUGAAGGUUCCAAGCGCUAUUCGGAGGUAGUUCAGAUAAUUCCGCGUGCCAGUAGCAGCAACCAACGGCCUGUUCAGCAUCGUGCAGAAAAAGCGAUAGGACCACAGGUUGACAUUACACAGCAAAGAAGUAUAAUCGAGUUGGCAGAAGCGUCCUCGUCGUCGUCCUCAACUAACAGGCCUGCUCAUAGAAACCGAGCUAGCACACCAGACAGUCCACAGCAUCCUGGUUCGGGAGCACACAUUGCUAAACCGCGCAAAAAGAGAAAGUUGCUCAAUCAGUCGACAGGUGCAAACUGAAAUAAUUUUCGCAGGAGAAGAAUUCAUUCAUGCCUGUUUUCUUGUACAUAGUUUAAAUAUGAUCAUCACAUUGUUGAUUCUCUAGUUUGUACUGUAUGAUUUUAGUUUUCCUGUAGCAUAAAUAUUUGUAUUAUGCCAUAUGUCAUAUUUCUCAAACCACUUUGUCGAAUAAUAAAA
Messenger RNA from Sabethes cyaneus, 1241 nucleotides. RefSeq lists its product as uncharacterized. The record is from RefSeq and is a predicted model, not a curated record. Bases 42 to 1064 code for a protein of 340 amino acids. Lineage: Eukaryota; Metazoa; Arthropoda; Insecta; Diptera; Culicidae. The transcript is spliced from 2 exons.